AAUGUUGCUUCUUCAGUUGCCACCAUCUAGUUGACCAGUGCCAGUCUCGCCAACGCUUCAUAUACAGACGCACAUCUGGUCUACCUGGUCAAGAUCAGCUGUCGGGCGUGCGACUCAGAGCCUGUUGUCGAUCCGCAUUGCUCUUGUCCCCCGGUGCAUCGGAGGCGGCUCAACGCCGGAAGCACGUAGGACUGAGGGGAAGUCGGCUUUGCAGUUGCUUUGUCCAUUGAAGAGUUCGCCCGGACGGCCUAUUCUAAGUGUGCCUGCGACGUUUCUUUCGCCAUGUAUUGACGCUCAGUCUCGGGGCGAAUGUACCCCAUCUUCAGCGACUUUAGCACCGAAAUAGGGCUGAGAGAGUCACUGAGGCUGUCGCAGCCUGUCCAAUCGAUAAACCUCGCCCAUUAUGUCGAAUCGGAACAGUCUCAUGCUACGUCGCGAUGGUGAGCAAGGCGGCGGCAAGAGCGAUGGGGAUGCUCUCAAGGGAUGGGUCGGAGCUUUUGAGAGAGUGCUGGGUGAUCAAGCAGAAGCGCUCUCACGUGAACGCAGGCAGCAGCAACAGCAGAGCAAACAGGUGGCAAGCACUCGGUCCGCGAUAGCAGGGGAAACCCCUUCGUUGCUUCAAUCGCAAUCGCAUCUUCUUGCGGACGACUCACGGGUUUCCAAAGCAGAGCGGUCUACUCCCUCAGCCUCUCGCGCUUCUAGUGUUCACUCCAGCGCUAGCAUUCGCGCAGCAUCAGAGAGAGGCUCUCGUGGCGCAGAAUCUCACGAACUUGGAAGUGAUAGCGGUUACCUACUUCCAAGGGCCGCCCUUGCCUCACAUCCUGGAUCUGAGGCAGGCACUGACGCUUCUGAGCAAAGCGGUCUUGUAGGUGGUGCGAGGUCCAAUGCUUCUUAUUCGCUGCACCGAGCUGCGGCUCGCAAAGCCUUGUGUAAUGACUUGGCAUGUGCUGGCCAAGACUCCGGGGACGAACUCACGGCUCAGCUUGACACCACGACAUCAGGCCCCUCUCUCAUUACAUUGCUGGGUCCGCCUUACAUGGCUAUGGAAGAUCUCUAUCUUAACCAUGCGCCAGGGCUACAAAAGCUCAGCCUCUCAAACCUCACGCCAUCAAAAGUCCAGGUUCGUCUGGAUAGCGACAUGGGAGAUGCCUUGUCUUUCAUGCGGACAAAAGAUUUCUCCGAAGGUCAAGAAAUGGACAGGGUGCCUUGGCCAUCGAACAGCGUCGUAUGGGCCCGAGGCGAUGGUCUUUCUCCAGCGAAGCUUCGGGACAUGCGGCAGAUCUCUGCAAGUCUGGAAGAAGUCAGCAACAUCACCAUCGAAGGCUCGUCCUCGAUCGCGCUACUAGUUCUUUUCCGUCCGAAGCGCUUCCAACAGCAUUGCGAAGACAAGCAACGCCGCAGGCGCUCCACGCGUUUCGUGCCUUCCCCCCGCUCAGAGCCCGCAAAUGAUGAUGCUUGGCAAGUGCUCAGCAAUGGAUCGCAAGCAAAUUCGUCGUCCGCUUCGAGUCAGGCGUCGUAUCAGAGCUCCCCACGAACAACAGUCACAGAAUCUCGCUCACCGCCAUUCGAUGGACAUCUGUCGCCAACGCCUUUCAAAAAUAAGAGCAGCUCUCGCGUUUCGCUAGACUUCCACGAACUCCAGCACGUCAAUCAUCGAGUCAUCUCUCAAGGCACAUUGCUCCUGCAUGCAACCAAGCUUGAUGCAUCAGAAGCCCCGUUGCAAGACGAGUCAUCGCAAAGCAUUUCAGUCCCUUUCCGCGCUGCAUUUUGCAAGCCGCAGUUGGGCCUUCUUGCAGCUCCCGAUCAGCCAUUGAGAGACGGAGGUGCCGUCAUUCCGGAUGCGUCGGGCGCCAUGACGUUCCACUUUGGGGACCUCACUGUUGGCACAUGCGAACAAUUUCGUCUGUCUCUGCAGAACCUGAGUCAGAUCGAAUGCUGUUGGCAAGCAAGAUUAGAGGAUGCGGACAAUGUCUUAUCCAGCACGCCUCUUUCACUUAAGGGGUGUGGAGGCGACGAUAUUCAGAUGAUCAAUCAAUCGCGGGACAAGCUGUUCUGCCCAUAUUGGGUCCGGCCGUUUUCGUCUCAAGAAAUCAGCAUUCAGCUCGAUGCACGAGAAGCAUGCAGGCAAUUUCACCAGACCAUCACGCUGACCAACUUGCACGACACAUCUAACAAUUUUAAGCUUGUCAUCAGCGCAAAUAUUCUCGGCAUAGCCCGAGACAAAGAGCUGGACAUGUCGCCGGCCGAAGUGCUCGACUUCGGUGACUGCUGUGGCGGGCAAUGGACCAAGCAAAUCGUCGUGCUCAAGAAUCAGGGCGACAGCAUGUUGAAUCUCAGCUUCUCGGCUUCGAAGGAAGCAGAAGUCACCUUUGAGCUUGCCAAGGUGGUUGCCGAGUCUCAUUCCUUGUUCGAUUCAGAGCAUCUUCAGUCUGUGUCCACGUUGUCAUGCUCUGAACCGAACACUUCGGCAUCCGAAAAUGCAUCCAUCAGCGAGUAUUCGAGCAGAAGCGAAAAAGCCGCGACGCGAUCUGGAUCCGAGGAGGAGGGCCGGACUCCAGCAUUUGAAUCAAUGCGGACACCAAUGUCGAAGGCACAGGACAAGAUGGACCUCGAGCCGCCACCACUCGCACUUUCCGUGAGUGUGGUGUGCGUCAAAAAGCUUCAGAAGAUGGAAGCCGAGAAACCUGCAGCAACCGAAGCUGAUGACACGGAUGCGUUCUCAAAUGUAUCCCAGGCUGGGUCGCAGCAAGGCUCCCCCGCCUUGGGUCCGAAGGACUCUGUCGUGUCGCCGAUCGCCUCUUCCAACCCUUCUGGAAAGGUUGCCGACCUCAAUACCCUUGCGAUGGCUGCCAUUGGAGAGCCUCCAGGGAAGCAUCCAAAUACCUCACAGAGGGACCCGUCCACUUUCCUUUCGAGUCAUCCCUCUAUAGGCUUUGCCCACAGGCAAGCACGGCCUGAUCAGGUCGCAGGAGCGAGCGACAGAGGAGAUGAAGUACAAUCGGUCAUUUCCGAGGUGACAACAACGUCGCAUGACAGCAAGCGCAGUAUCUUUGCACCUGCGUCGUCACAGGCAAUUGGUCCUUUAGGCGUCAUUUCGGGCUCUUCGAGGGGGCCACAUCCACUCAGUGGCUUCCGCAAGAUCGAUCACACUCCUACGCAUCACCUUGAGGAGUCGUUUUUGGCACCAGGGGCUGAGACCAGGAUCCUUGUGUCAUACCGGCCAGCCAAAGGCGACAUGGAUGAUGAAGUCACGGCGGGGCGGUUGCGCGAAGUCACUUUUCCAAUUUUUAUCGACUCAGCGAAGGUCCGAGUGGGCGGUCCUCGGUCGAGUGGGCCCAAGACGCGUCGAUCUUUGCUCUGCAAGGCGCGGGCCUGUACGUCUUUCAUCGCCGUUACACCCAGGCUGAUUGACUUUGGCGAGACGAACGUAGGUGCCCGCAAGACUGCCACACUCUCAGUCACCAACCGGUCGGAGCUUACAGCACGUGUCGACGUACGCUUUGUUUCAAAGGUGCUCAGCAUGUACCGCGGUGAGGUGCCAAUUCCUCCACUUCAGACUGUGGAUCUGAAAGUCGACUUCUUUCCGAGGCGUAUCAAUGACUCAUAUCGGAAGCAAAUCACGGUGACCAACCUGUUGAACCGCGACAAUGAUCAGAUCUUCGAUGUUCGAUCCACGAACGUUGACCAACAGCGCGUCACAUUCCAUUCCCUCCUCUACCGUAUCCUGACCGCAACUGGCGCGAAUUUCAUCGACUUUGGAGACGUCAAUAUCAACUCGACAAGAGUGCGAUCUUUCUCGGUGGAAAAUAUUUCUGGAGCCCCAUUGUUGCUUGAACUCACCGCCGCGCAUCCCGAAGACCUCGUGAUCUACGUCAAAGCACCAGAACAGUCCGCAACACAUCACAACGUACCAGCAACAUCUGCAACACUUCCGCCCACACGAUAUGCUGAAGUCGAGUUGUCAGACAAGGUAGCACCAACGACGGUGGAGUCUCAACGGCCCAAACCUACCUCGAAAGGGCCGCAGUUGAAAGAGCGCUUCCUGGAGACUAUCUCGAUGGACUCACCCACCUCAAUCCGCAAGGAGAACGCUUCUUGGAGAUUGGCACAGAAGCAAGCGCAGGCAAAAAAGCGUGUGCGAGAAGAAAGUGUGCCUCGAGACCUCGAUGCGAAGGCGAAGCCAUCGGCAAAAUCAAAGCCGGUUGUGAAUCUGGUCUCGGCGAUGCGCAAAGGCGGUAAAGGCAAGAUCACGCUCAAAUACGGGAAGAGCAUGAUGUUUAAAGACAAGAAGGCUUUGGCCAUCUUCGAGCACCUGGAUCUUGCUUGCGGACCGCCAGUGGAUCCUUAUCGCAUUCCCGCGAAAAGCAAACUUUACCAACAGCUCGACCAGCUUGCCUCGCCCAUUGUGUCAUUCAAAUUGAACACACAUGGCACUCCUUCCGGCGUAGGCCCAGCUUGCGCAGUGAAUCCAGGCAGCAGUGAGAAGGGUCUGAAAGCCCGUCGUGAAGCUGCUGGCGGUGAAAAGGCGGCACAAGUCCAAAUAGCAGCAAGGCAAGCCCGUGCCCCUGCACUAACCGGUCAGCGUUGCGCCACGCGCAAGCUGGCUGACUUUUCUGAUGUCUCCAAGCUCACCUUGGAUGAGCUCAUCACUGCGCUCGAAUCUCAGAACAGUACGCUCCACACUUUCUUUUUGGGCGACCCUGAUGCGGAGGAACGUCAAGUCCGCAGCGAGAUCAACUUGCAACGCCAGCUCUCCUUGGCAAUAUCCGAAAGGCAUCUACUAUCAACGGAGGUUGUCUCGCUGAUGCCAGAGGAGGAAAUACAAAUCAUCGCCUUGUAUACCCCCAAUGGCAGCACACGACCACAUGUACAAGGAAACGCGCGAAAACAAGAUUCUCGCAUAUUUCUUCGCCUCCUCCAGUUUGAUGAAACGCUUGUCCAGAGGUAUCCUGAUCUUGCUCCGAUGGCAAAGGUGGACAAGGAGGAACUGCCCGUCCGAGAUCUCAUUGUCAAAACGAACACCUGUCGCAGCAUCAUGGAGCUUGGUCAACCGCACAUCAAUUUUGGCCAAAUGGACAAAGGCGAAAGCAAGGCCCGAAAGAUCGUAAUCCAGAAUCGAAGCGAAUGGGCCCUUCGAUACUGCAUUCGCAAGAGCGGCAGCAUUGCGAGUGGGGACAUCAAGAUUGCGAUGGGGCGCUACGGAAUCAUUCCUGGAUACGGCAAACGAGAGGUGCAAUUUGUCUUCUCGCCAUCAAUGUCUGGGCAAUUCCAGGAGAAGCUGGUCGUGGAGAAUGUGGCCGACAGAGACAACGACCAGACUUUAAUCUUGAAGGCCAACAUCCGCAAGGUCUCGAACUUUGUGCUGGAGCCUUCUGUGGUGAUGCUUGGAGCAUGCCAGGUUGGUCAGCUCUCAGAACCGUGCAGCUUCACCAUUAGCAAUACCUCCACGAAGACUCGCACUUUCAUGGUGGAUGUUGAUCGCCAAGAACUCCAGCAUCAUCGCUGCAUCGUCGAUAUUGCCAUCGCAUUUGCCGAUGAUGCAGAUACCCGCGGCGCGCUGACACAGGCCGAGGAGGAAGAGGUGGAGCACAUUUCACAAAAGCUCAAGAUUGCGACCCGCAAGGGCCAGGCAGACAAGGUAAAAAAGUACGAAACGAGACUGCUUGAGCUGGGGAUAAGUGUCAGCCCUUCGGGACCUUCGGAUGCAGUCAAAGACCUAGGGACUGGGAGCAAGGCAGAUGCACCACCGGAACGCGGCCCACGGCUGAAGCGGUUUUCCACCGCGGUGACGUUCGCAUUGGAAGCCAGCCAAACUCGGAAGAUGGUUUUACGGCUCCGCUUACGCCGUGUCCAUACCGCUCUCGGCGAAUCGCAUUCACUUGCUGCCGACUUGGAUUCGAUGGAAGAGAUCUCCACCAAGGUGCGCGUGUACGAGGCGAAGAACGCGGACGACACAAAGACUGUUCUCAUCCGCGCGCAAGCCAAGCUCGACCCUGUGGUGAAUGUUAGCUCCGAUCAGGGUGGCGACGAGGAGCUUGCGGACAUGCCAGCGAACGCCUUGGUCUUCAGCACACAUGAGUAAAUGAAGCAUAUCUGCAUUUUGCAUUGUACUAUAUACAGCAUCUUCCAGCACCAUCCUGAAUUCAAGUUGCUUCCAACACG
Messenger RNA from Tilletiaria anomala UBC 951, 6162 nucleotides. RefSeq lists its product as uncharacterized. The record is from RefSeq and is a predicted model, not a curated record. The transcript is spliced from 3 exons. NCBI's taxonomy places the organism in Eukaryota, Fungi, Basidiomycota, Exobasidiomycetes, Georgefischeriales, Tilletiariaceae. The coding region runs from base 404 to 6082 and encodes 1892 amino acids.